AUGACUGUUAGAUACGAUAACGUCAUUGUCUUCGGACCCACCGGAGCAGUUGGGGGGUCAACUGCGCUCGAGGCAAGCAAGCGAGGAGCCAAGGUCUGGCUGGCGAUGCGAAACACCUCGAAGGCAAUCGCGGAGAUCCCAGCCGACGCCGAGAAGUCGGGGAAAUUCGAGCGUGUCCAGGCCGACCUCACUGAUCCAGAUUCUGUGGCCACGGCUGUCAAGAAGUCCGGUGCGAAAGCAGCAUACCUUUACCUCAUCUUCGGGUCUCACGAUCACAUGCGCGGGUCCUUGAAGGCCAUGAAGGAUGCGGGCGUCGAAUCUGUCGUUUUUCUGUCGAGCGUGAGUGUCGGCCCAGGCAAAGACCUCCGCUCGUUCCCCCCUGAGCCCUUCAUUGGGUACAGCCAUGCCCAAGUUGAGCUCGCGCUGGAGGAGAUCGGGUUCCCCUACGUCACAGCCCUGAGGCCGGCAAACUUCGCGAGCAACUACUACAACAUGGGCCUUGAUAAAUCGGAGAAGCCUGCCAAGGCCAACAUUACCUGUGAGGAUACGCUGGUUGAUAAUAUCGUCCCUAGCGAUAUUGGUGCUGUUGGAGGUGCUGUGCUGGUAGAGAGGCCCUCAGACGGCAAGGAGAUCAUCUUCCUGUGCGGACCAGACCACGUCACCUUGGAGGAGGCAUGGGCGACUAUCAAGGGAGUUAGUGGCCGGGAUGAUAUCGACACUACACCACUUGGUGCUGAAGAGUGGUUGGCCAGGAUGAGUCGGCACACGCCCCUGCCGCUGGCCAAGGAGCUCUUGCAAGCCUACGAAAAAUGGAGAGACCCCGAGGCGAUGCUGCCAAGAGCCGAGUUUCAGCAAGCAGUGGCCAACAUCAAGAAGUUCACCGGGAGAGAGCCUACGAAGUUUGCAGACUAUAUUGAGGCUCAAAAGGCGGAAUGGCUGGCUGUUUGA
Molecule: messenger RNA, 948 nt
Organism: Diaporthe citri
Lineage: Eukaryota; Fungi; Ascomycota; Sordariomycetes; Diaporthales; Diaporthaceae
Exons: 1
Coding region: 1-948 (315 amino acids)
Source: RefSeq, a predicted model, not a curated record